This is a messenger RNA of Anisakis simplex (herring worm), 375 nucleotides long. NCBI's taxonomy places the organism in Eukaryota, Metazoa, Nematoda, Chromadorea, Rhabditida, Anisakidae. The record is from the annotation of a GenBank genome assembly.
AUGGAAGAAGCCCUAUCGACGGUGAUCAGGGUUGUUCGAGUACCAUUAGCCAUACUCUCGGUCGUUCAAAACCUUAUCAUCAUAGUUGUGGUACUCACUCAUCAAACGCUCAAGAAGAACGCUUCUAACCUACUAAUUGCUCAGUUGGGUUUCGCUGACUUCAUCUCAGGAAUUGGUCUCUGCGUUCGCAUAGCAAUAACCGAGAUUCAUAUCUCGACCGGAGUGUUGCAGUUUGACCGAGUGGAGUGCAUUUGUUAUGGGGCAAUAACAAUAUUCGGUGUUCAUCUCAGUCAGACCACUAUGUUGAUGAUUGCUGUCGAUCGACUUUUUUGCAUCCGCUAUCCACACCAAUAUCGACUCAUGGUAAUUUCAUAG